This is a messenger RNA of Mustela lutreola (European mink), 1227 nucleotides long. RefSeq lists its product as uncharacterized. The record is from RefSeq and is a predicted model, not a curated record. The coding region runs from base 1 to 1227 and encodes 408 amino acids. Lineage: Eukaryota; Metazoa; Chordata; Mammalia; Carnivora; Mustelidae. The transcript has a single exon.
AUGAAACCAACAGUGUUGGCACCAGAGCCAACUAAGAAGUUCAUACCAGGACCCAUGUUGUGUAGUGUUAACUUUUCAAAUUUGUCUCCAGAAUCACAUCGACAAGGUGAGAAACCUUUGGAGUUUACUCCAGAAGCAAAGUUGCAAAGUAUAAAACAUGUGACAUUGUCUUCAGCAUCUCUGCAACAAGAUAUGAAAUCUGUAGAGUUACUACUGGGGUCACUGCUUUCAAGAACAAAAUCUGAGGAACUAAUUCCAAAGAGGAGCUAUCAAAUCACAGACUCCCCAGAGAUAAUCCCUAGGCCAGGGCAUCAAUUUGUAGAAGGUGCAGAGAUGAUCCCAACACCAAAGCCUCAAGUCCCUAAAUCUGUGAAUUUGGUGAUCCCAACACCAAAGCAUCAAGUCUCCAAAUCUGUAAAUUUGAUUUCAAUACCAAUUUAUCAUACCACAGAAAGGUCAGCACAUCAAGGCAAUGAAACAGUGGAAAAAUCUGUGGGGUUGGCCCCAAAGUCAACAAGUAAAACCAUGGAAUCUUCAGGAGUGCCUUUAAGGCUAGAUCUUCAAGUCCCAGAAUCUGUUGAUCUGACUCAUGUGCUAAGGAAUCAAGGCUCUGAAUCCUUAGAAUUAACCUUAAAGAAAAUCCCAGAAACUCUCGAGUUGCUCUCUCAGUCAUGGCCUCAAGUUAAGGACUUGGGGGAAUCAUAUACAAGGCCAGUGCAGGAAGUUACAGGAUCUGAAAAGAUGACACCAGAGCCCAAGCGUCACACUACAGAAACUAUGGGGUUGACCCCCAAAACAAGGCCAACAGAGAAGGAAUUCCUUGGCAUGACCCCAGAGCCAAUAAGUAAAACCACUGGAUAUACAGAGAGCACUCCAAGGCCCUAUCCUCAAGCACUAGAAUUCGUGGAGGUGAUCUCCAAGAAAAGACUGCAAAGGGAAGAAUCAGAAGCACUGACUACAAAGUCACUACAUCAUGUCUCAGAAUCUUCAGAGAUGACACCAAAGCUAAGAUAUCCAGUUCCUGGAUCUGUGGGUUCAAACUCUAAGCAAUGGCUUCAAAGGGAGGAAUCUUUAGAUUUGUCCACAAGGCAAACACGUCAAUCUACAGGACAUGCAGAAUCUGUAGAGCUCACAUCUGAGACAUGGCAGCAAGGGGAUGGACCAAUGGGGCUUACACAGUCACAGAAUCAAAGUAUGAAAUAUUCACAGAUAGCUCCAGGACUAUAG